UCUGUCAAGUGUCACAUUUCCAAAAGUUUCUCAUCCGUUGGUUUAGUAGAUUGUUUGCUGAAUUUUGAAUUGAUAAAAUUUACCUUAGAGGUAAUAUAAAGAUGCCGGAAUCAGAAACCGCAGAAACUGUUGAUCAAAAACAAGAAUCGAAGCUUGAAAACAUUCCCAGAAAGCGAGUACGGCAUCGUAAACGACAACUGUACGAUAACAUCAUAAAACAAAUGGAAUUUUACUUUAGCGAUGCCAACUUAAGCAAGGAUCGCUAUCUCAAUGAAUUAGUGAAUAACGACCCAUACGUGCCUAUCAACGAAUUUUUAAAAUUCAACAAAAUCAAUUCAAUGACUCAAGAAAUCAACGAUAUUGCGAAGGCUUUAUCACAUUCCUCAUUCUUGGAACUAUCUGAAGAUAAACUUAAGGUUAAAAGAAAAACCCCUUUAUUGCCUUAUGAUGUUGAUGCAAGAACUGUUUACGUAGAAUCAAUACCGGUUAAAGCAACACAAGAGUGGUUAAAGAAAGUUUUCUCGAAUUAUGGACAUGUAGCAUACAUUUCAUUGCCGAAAUUUAGAAAUACACAAAGAAUUAAGGGUUUUGGUUUCAUUGAAUUUGAAAAACCUCAAGAAGCACAGAAAUGUAUCAAUGCCUUUAUAAAAAUGGGCUGCAAGUUACCAACAUGUAUGCCACCUGAAGAACUAUCUUCUAUAAAAAUGUUUUCGGUAGAUGAACCACCACAUGAUGCAAAUGAUAGUAAAGAAGAUUAUGAACCACCGAAGAAGAAGAACAAGAAAUCAAAAGACAAAAAGAAGAAUCUUGAACUGAAGAUUGAACAUGAUUCUGAUUCUGAAAGAAGAGUGGAAACACCAAGUGAAGAAACUAAAAGCUUAGCAACACCAUCAGAGGAUGAGAGUAAAAGUUUAGCAACACCUACAGAGGAAGGUAAGACAACAGAUGCAGAAUCAAAAGAUGAAAUGACCAGUCAAGAUGAAUCUAAGAAUGAUGGAUCACCACGUCGGAAGAAGAAAAUCAAGAAGAGAAAGACAAAAAAUGGUACAAAAGACAAGAAACUGAAUAAGACAGAAGUACAAAACGGAUUAUGGGGUUUGCAAGUUCUACCGAAAUGUGAAUGGAAGGCACUAAGGAACAAAUAUCUCAAUUUACAAAGGAAAUAUAUGAAAGAGGCUCGAGCUAUGUACCACAGUAAGAAGAAUGUUUAUACAGCAAUCCCAGCGUCUGCAGCGCCCACGUUAGAAGGCGAAUCAGCAAUAAAACCUCAAGAGAUAGAAAGCAGUAAAACAGUCACACCCUUGGAGAGAAUACCAGGUGUGUUUGUAGAGGAAGUGCUGCCAGAACCUUGCCUUGACGUCAGGCUUGUUAAAAGAACUAUUAAAAGUAAUAUCCACGCUCAACAUGUGGAAGCCAAAGAGGGACUUUCACAGGUCAUCAUUCGCUUUGACUCAUCUAAGGCUGCUGAUGAGUAUUGUACAAAUUCGAACAACCGCGCGCGUGUGUUGUGCGGCGCGGAGGAGCAGGAGCAGUGGGUGCGCGCGGAGGAGUCGCGCGCGGCGGGGGCGGGCGCGGGGGCAGGGCGGCGGGGGAGACGCGCGCGCGCUCGCGAGCCCGCCCCCGCGCCCGCCCUCGCACCCGCCUCCCCGCAGCCAACGCACACACACAUACGCUUCGACGAGUGAAAUACAACUCUAAAAGUCGAUGUCUAAUUUCUUUUUAUUAAACUCUAAAAAUAAACCUAUAUAAUUAGUAAACGGUAAUUAAGUAAUAUUACCGCUACCAGAGGUAAUAUUAUUUUCUAAUAUCUGAGGCUCAAGGCCAUAGGCGCGCUGCGCAUUGUCUUCCCCUCCCCGUUGUAUACCCCGCUACACUUCAAAUUCUUUUCUGCGCGGCGCGCCACAAGUAAGAGCCGCCAAGAUAUAUGAACACUUUAAUAUGUACAAGAGGGAUAUAUUAUUUUCUUGAGUCUUUACCUUUGUGUGUUAUUAUUUCAAUAAUAAAUAAGAGUAAAAUAUAUUUGUUUUAUAAAAUAGUUUUUAUUUUAUCAUGUAACGUUAAGGUCAGUCUUAAAAAUACGCACAAUUACAAAUUAUUAGUCUGCAGGAGGCACUGGCACAGUAUAAAAAUAAAAAGUAAACCUUAUAUAUCAAAAAGUAACAUAUAAAGUCAUAAAUACUAUAGCUACGAAGUAACCUGUAUACAAUAACCUGCUCCAUUUUAUUUCCUCUUAAAUGUUACGUAUCCGAUAUGACUUAAAAGUAUACAUAGUUUUAAGUACCGUCUUAAGUAAUAAAAGUAGUCAAAUAGUAGUACAAUUUGUUCUCUGGAACAUUAAUACCAUAAAAGUAAUAGUACAAGAACGAGCACCAAAGGAUGUAAAAAAA
This is a messenger RNA of Papilio polytes (common Mormon), 2387 nucleotides long. It is a transcript of the gene Larp7, whose product is annotated as la-related protein 7. Gene Ontology annotation, molecular function: mRNA binding. The record is from RefSeq and is a predicted model, not a curated record. The transcript has 9 exons. The coding region runs from base 102 to 1685 and encodes 527 amino acids. Lineage: Eukaryota; Metazoa; Arthropoda; Insecta; Lepidoptera; Papilionidae. Gene Ontology annotation, cellular component: nucleus. Gene Ontology annotation, biological process: RNA processing.